AUGGGCUGCUGUAAUUCAACACCAACCUCCACCCCCCAACCCGCCGCUCUCUCCCACCCGACCUCCACCCACCCCCCCUCAACCUCCGCCGCCCUCCCCACCGACCCAACCAUAACCGCAACCCUCCUCGCCUCCCGCGCCGCCGGCGCCUCCAACAACACAUCCUCCACCCGCCCCAACGCCGCCCUCCGCGCCCCUUCCCCGGUCUCCCGCUCUCCCAAAAACGUCUCCAAUCGUCCUCCCCCUUGGACCCGCUCCCACCUCGCCCGUGAAAGGGAGGUCUUCUUCGAAACCCGCGUCACCGGUCGGCCGGAAGUCUGGUCCGCUUUACGACUUAUAUGUGAAGAGUUGAGACGAGGGGAUGUCGCGCAGGCUCAGGCGAUGAUGAGUGCGGCGGGGGUGACGUGUCCGAGUGGACGGUUCGCGAGAUCAAGGGGGAGGAAUCCGAGGGGUGGGGUUUAUGAUGAGAGGGGGGCGUUGUAUGAUGUUCAUGAGUGGGUUGUUGUGGACCCGGGGGAUUUGGUGGAGGAUACGACGGAGAUGGCUGGGGAGGGAAAGAAUUUGGAGGAUGAGGAUGAAGAGGAGGAGGAUGCGGGGAGGGAGGAGAAGGGGAAGGGGAGGGCGGAGAGUGUGGGUGAGGAGGUGCUGGUGCGGGUGAGGUUGAGUGAUGGGAGUCCCGAUUUGGAGGUUUUGGUGGGGGAGAAGCAGACGGCGGGCGUGAUUGUGAGGAGGGUGAGGGAGAAGAUGGGGAGAGGGGUGAGGUUGUUGUAUCUGGGGAAACCGGUGGAGGAGAAUAAGACGCUGGGGGAGUGUGGGUGGAGGAGUGGACAGAUGUUGAAUGCGUUUCUUUUCAAUGAGUAG
This is a messenger RNA of Zymoseptoria tritici IPO323, 861 nucleotides long. RefSeq lists its product as uncharacterized. The record is from RefSeq and is a predicted model, not a curated record. The transcript has 2 exons. The coding region runs from base 1 to 861 and encodes 286 amino acids. NCBI's taxonomy places the organism in Eukaryota, Fungi, Ascomycota, Dothideomycetes, Mycosphaerellales, Mycosphaerellaceae.